Oncorhynchus tshawytscha (Chinook salmon) is the source of this 2946-nucleotide messenger RNA. Its product is annotated as B- and T-lymphocyte attenuator-like. The record is from RefSeq and is a predicted model, not a curated record. Gene Ontology annotation, molecular function: signaling receptor activity. NCBI's taxonomy places the organism in Eukaryota, Metazoa, Chordata, Actinopteri, Salmoniformes, Salmonidae. Gene Ontology annotation, cellular component: plasma membrane. The transcript has 6 exons. Bases 184 to 1194 code for a protein of 336 amino acids. Gene Ontology annotation, biological process: immune response-regulating cell surface receptor signaling pathway.
GAUGUGAGAGACAUUUAAAAUUGAGGAAGAGAGAGAGAGAGAGAGCAGACAGUGUAUUUCACUCACUCUUACACACACACAAACACACAGAGAGAUGAUCAUCUACCAAUGCUGUGGCUGUCUUCCUAAACCACCUCUGGUGUAACCUGUUGAUUGUAGAAGACCGGUGGGCUACAAGUCACCAUGGGGCCCUGUGACUACUGGUCCUGGACCAGCCUACCUCUCGCCAUCCUGGCUGUGCUUCUCUUCCACCGGGAUGCCAAUGGUCAAGAUUCUGAUUGUUUCCCGGAGAUUAGAGUGACACGGAACACAGUAUUGAGAGCUUCAACUGGGGAACAACUGAAGAUGAACUGUUCUGUUGAUUUCUGUUCCAACUCACCAACACCAUCAUGGUGUAAGUUUGAUGAAUCAAACAUAUGCCUAACUGUCAACACAACAACUCUCAUUCGAACACAGUUGACAAAUUUGACAAACACUACAUGGAUCUCAUUUCUGACUUUCAAAAACAUAUCCAGAGGUGAUGCUGGUCUAUACAGGUGUGAAUUACACACGGCUGUGGGUCAUUCUAUCAAUGUUAUCGUCUCAGAGAGAAUUGAAGACACCACAGAUUUAUAUCAGAACAAUGAAACAAACAGGACAGUGAGUCAGAGUGACAGUUUCCUGGAGUGGGUGUGGCCUUAUGUUUACUCCUCGGCUGGGAUUAUGGUGUUUGUCAUCGUGGUGAUAACCAUAUCCAUGCUCUCAAUGCAUGGUUGUAAAGGUGCCUGUCCGGCCAGGAAGUCAAGGAAAGAGGACCAAACAGAGAACCAGUAUAUGGCUAUACCAAUGACCCAGCAAGCAUUCCCACGACCCAACCUACAAUCCCACCACAGAGGAAGCAUCCGAUCCCACCAAUCCCAGGACCGGCCCCAAGCCCAGGCACAAGCCCAGCCCACCUCACAGCCGGACUGUAUCUAUGACAACGCACCUGCCAGGGGCCCACGUCGCACUCAUCCGGCUUCCGGCCAAGCUGCAGCCAAUCAGGUAGCUGUCCCGGUGGACACGGACAAUACCUAUAGCAACGGGAAGGAGAAAGAGGAAGAGAGUGAUAUUAUGUACGCAGCGCUAAACCAUCAGGUAAAGCCUCGAGCCGCUGCGCGCCCUGCACAGCCUCGGGUAGAGGGCUCAGAGUACGCAGCCAUACGAGUGUCCUGAGCCCUGGAACCAGGAAGUAAAACUCCUCUUCCCAGAGGGUCACAGUCCUACUGGUCUUUGUUUCUCCCUGAUUACGAGAAGGGGUUGCUGCGUCCCAAAAUGGCGACCGGAGUAUGGGCGAGUGGGUGUGUCAAAAGGGAAGUAGUGGGUGUGUCAAAUCGUCUGCUAUAGGUUAGACGGUUUUGAUUGCGCUGUAUUUUUUUCUCUUCCGUUUCUUGCCACUCAACCAGACUGUGACACACAACUAGGUGCUAUCAUCAACCAAAAAGGGUUAUUUGUCUGUCCUCAUAAGAGAACCCUUUGAAGAACCCCCUUUGGUUCCAGGUAGAACCCUUCUGGGUUCCAUGAAGAACCCUUUCCACAGAGGGGUCUGCAUGGAAUCUAAAAGAGUUCUACCUAGAACCAAAAAGGGUACUCCUAUGGGGACAGACGUAAAACCCUUUUGGAACCCUUUUUUCUAUGAGUGUACCUCACAUUGAGCUACCAUACUGCGAGAGUUGGGACAUCUGUUUUUAAGCCAGAGGAUGAGUCUGAGUGUUAGAAUUACAUGAAUAAUUGUACAUUUUCCGGUUUAAAACUGAAGAUUGUUUAUUGGGGCGGCAGCUAGCCUUGCGUUGGGUCAGUAACUGAAAGGUUGCUAGAUCAAAUCCCAGAGCUGACAAGGUCAAAAUCUGUUGUUCUGCCCCUGAACAAGGCAGUUAACCCACUGUUCCUAGGCCAUCAUUGUAAAUAAGAAUGCGUUCUUAACUGACUUGCCUAGUUUAAAUAAAUAUUAAAUAAAAACAUUUGAAGUAUUGAUGAUGGGUGUACUGUUGCUUUAUGGGUUGUACGCAUGUUCCUACUGUGAAUGUCACCAUGAUAUAUUACUGUGACUGUCACCCUGAUAUAUUACUGUGACUGUCACCCUGAUAUAUUACUGUGACUGUCACCCUGAUAUAUUACUGUGACUGUCACUCUGAUAUAUUACUGUGACUGCCACCCUGAUAUAUUACUGUGACUGUCACCCUCAUAUUACUGUGACUGUCACUUUGAUAUGCUACUGUGACUGUCACCCUCAUUACUGUGACUGUCACACUGAUAUAUUACUGUGACUGCCACCCUGAUAUAUUACUGUGACUGUCACUGUGAUAUAUUACUGUGACUGUCACUCUGAUUUAUUACUGUGACUGUCACUCUGAUUUAUUACUGUGACUGUCACACUGAUAUAUUACUGUGACUGUCAACCUGAUUUAUUACUGUGACUGCCACCCUGAUAUAUUACUGUGACUGUGACUGUCACACUGAUUUAUUACUGUGACUGCCACCCUGAUAUAUUACUGUGACUGUCACCCUCAUAUUACUGUGACUGUCACCCUGAUAUUGGCUACUAGGUAGCUACUUCCCACACCGUUGCUGGACAGUAGUGCCUGUCAUACGAGAGCGAACGGUACUGGGUCCGGUGUUCUUGGUUUUCAUGCGUGCCCUCCCCAUUGAGUAGUAGACUGUAUGUACUGUAUGUAUCAAGAUGGUUAUCAAUAUUAGUUACUUCUUGUGUAGGCUGCUGCCCUCUUUUAAAUAAAAUAAUUUGAGAGAAAACAUUGCCACGUUAGCUGCUGCCUGCAACAUGACCACGAUACCAGUGGCAAUCGGUGCCAUUUAAGAUUCUUAUUAUUUUAACCUUUAUUUAACCUGGCAAGUCCGUUAAGAACAAAUUCUUAUUUACAAUGAUGGCCUGCACCGGACGACGCUGGGCCUAUUGUGCACCUCCCUAUG